GAAACGGAAGCAGUGCAAGGCAUUGGGUAUGUUAUGUUCAUCCAACAAAAUGCACAACCCACUUUCUGAGGCUCUGAUUUCCGUGAAAUACUAUCCAAUCCCUUCUCCUUUCUCUUCUCUUCUCUAUUCACGCAUCAUCAUUCUUGUCUAUUCCUACCAAAUAAAACAAUUACCAACUCACACUCAUUCCGCACUACCCUUCAAACUCUAACUCAAUUUCCCAUGAUUCGGUGCCGAAUUUUUCUGAUAAAACCUCAUCGAAUUAUUCUCUGACUUUGCUUAUUUGCGUCAAAGAAACGCAGCGUGAGUUUCAGUUUGGUGAUUAAAAAAGAAAAAGCGUUUUAUCUUUUGGCCUUUUGGAUUACGUUGCAAAUUCUAUAGUAUAAUGGCGGGUGGGUUGGUGAAGGGUGGCGUUUCAAAGUUAAUUGCUUUUUGGUAGGUAGGUCCAGUGGUUGACGUUUUCUUCUUGAACAAGGUCAUACACUUCAUUGGGUCUUCACUGUUCACUGCAAUUCCAAUUUCGAGCUUCCUUUGCGGGUGUUUGUGUGAGAGAAAGAGAAAAAAAAAAAAAAAAACUGAGAGAGGGAGAUGGCUGGAAAUCUGGCAAGGAGGGCUUUGGGAACCGAUAUGCCGGUGAUGGUUCAGAUGCAGGAAUUGCUCCGUGGAGCUCAGAAUUGCGUGUCUUUGGCCCAGGGGGUAGUUUAUUGGCAACCUCCAAGGCAAGCAUUGGAUAAGGUGAAAGAACUAGUGUGGGAGCCUUCUAUUAGUCGUUAUGGUGCUGAUGAAGGUCUUCCUGAACUGAGAAAUGCAUUAGUACAAAAGUUGCGUAUUGAGAAUAAUUUGCAAAAAUCCUCAGUAAUGGUUACAGCAGGUGCCAAUCAGGCAUUCGUGAAUCUAGUUCUUACUCUGUGUGAUGUGGGGGAUUUCGUGGUUAUGUUUGCUCCUUACUACUUCAAUUCAUACAUGUCCUUCCAGAUGACUGGCAUUACCGAUAUUGUAUUGGGUCCUGGUAACCCAGAAACACUUUAUCCAGAUGCAGAUUGGUUGGAAAGAAUAUUAUCAGAGAGUAAACCUGUCCCAAAGCUUGUUACUGUUGUAAAUCCAGGCAAUCCAAGUGGAACCUACAUACCAGAGUCUCUACUAAAGAGGAUUUCAGAUCUCUGCAAGAAUGCUGGCUCUUGGCUUGUUGUUGACAAUACAUAUGAGUAUUUUAUGUAUGAUGGCCUGAAACACUCUUGUGUGGAGGGAGAUCACGUUGUUAACAUUUUCUCUUUCUCAAAAGCAUAUGGAAUGAUGGGGUGGCGAAUUGGAUAUAUAGCAUACCCAUCUGAAGUAGAAGGACUAGCUACCCAACUUCUCAAAGUUCAAGACAAUAUUCCAAUCUGUGCUUCAAUAAUAUCACAACACCUUGCCCUCUACUCCUUAGAAAUGGGACCUGAGUGGGUUAGAGAACGAGUAAAAACUCUUGUCAGGAAUAGACAAAUUGUUUUAGAAGCUCUUUCCCCUCUUGGAGAGGGUUCUGUGAAGGGAGGAGAAGGUGCUAUAUAUUUGUGGGCAAAGCUCCCAGAUGGGCGUGGUUUUGAUGAUUUCGAAGUUGUUCGCUGGCUAGCUAAUAGGCACGGGGUUGCUGUAAUCCCAGGAAGUGCAUGUGGUUCUUCUGGGAAUCUUAGAAUUUCAUUUGGAGGCUUGACAGAGGAUGAUUGCAAAGAAGCAGCAGAAAAGCUGAAGAAAGGCUUGGAAGAAUUGGUUACAAAAGGGUUGGUGCAGGAUCACUAACUUCUACUUCAUCUCUUCCCUAAGUGGGAAGAAAAAGAUAGUCCAAUUGCCAGUUGCAACUGGUGCAUUUCAAUAAAUUUAGGAUUUACCUUCACCCUUGUUUAGUUGGAGGGUGGCAAGGUUAUAUUACUUUCAUUUUCAUCAUUCAAAAAAGUGGAUAGAUGCAUAUACUUUUUACAUCCAUUGAUUUCUUAAUGUUUUCUG
This is a messenger RNA of Abrus precatorius (Indian licorice), 1980 nucleotides long. RefSeq names its product aromatic aminotransferase ISS1-like. The record is from RefSeq and is a predicted model, not a curated record. The transcript has 9 exons. Lineage: Eukaryota; Viridiplantae; Streptophyta; Magnoliopsida; Fabales; Fabaceae. Gene Ontology annotation, biological process: biosynthetic process. Gene Ontology annotation, molecular function: pyridoxal phosphate binding; catalytic activity. Bases 589 to 1776 code for a protein of 395 amino acids.